AUGAGUAGUCCCGCGCCAUUUAAACUCUCAGAGUAUCCACGCCGACCUGGAAAUGGACGAAUUGGUCGCCCAAUUCGUGUUAAAACCAAUUUUUUUGAAGUUUUGCAACUACCAAAUGCGACUGUGUACCAUUACGAUGCUGAUAUUUCCCCUACCGUGCCCGCUUCCCUGAACCGUAAGAUAUUCGCGCAUUUUGUAAAAGUUGAGUCUGGAGGCAUACUUGGAGGAAUUAAACCAGUAUAUGAUGGUCGUAAAAAUCUUUAUACUAUAAAAGAAUUUCCGUUUGGUGAUACUGUUACUCAUCAGCCUCCACGCAAGUUUACUAUCAAAUUGAAAAAAGUGGCCAAAAGAAAUCUCGAAGAAGCGCUUCGUUUUGUUCAAGGAAAAAGUGCCACCUCGAAUAAUAUAUUGUCCGCAAUCGGAGCACUUGAUGUUUUAAUAAAUCAAGAACCCUCAAUGAAUUUUACCACUGUCGGUCGUCGUGCUUUUUAUACAUCUGAAAAUUCAAGUACUUUAUCUGGCGGUGCUGAAGUUUGGCAGGGUUAUUGGCAAUCAUUACGACCAGGUCAAGGCAAUGUUGCAACCUUAAUUGCUAAAAUUCUAGGUCGAAGAAUUGAGGAGCUUCGGAAGGGUUUUAAUUUAAGAGAUCGCCUUAAAAUUGAAAAGACACUCAAACAUUUAAAGUUUCGGGUUACACAUCGAGGUGCUAAUUUUCAACGUCGAUACAAAAUUAAAAAAUUAUCGGAGAAUUCGACACAAGAAACAAUUUUUUCUAAAGGAGAAGGAGAAGGAAACAUUAGCGUUGUAAAAUACUUUCAGCAACAAUAUAAUCUUAAAUUACAAUAUCCUUUUUUACCUUGUAUUAUGACUCCUAGUGGAACAUAUUUCCCUCCCGAAGUAUGUGAUUUGGAAGCGGGUCAAAGAGUAACAAGAAAACUUUCUGAAAAACAAACUGCUGAAAUGAUUAAAUUUACGUGUCAAGCUCCAACGAUACGUGCGGAAAAAAUUCAAAAAGGCAUGGCCUUAUUAAAGUAUGAUCAAAACGAAUAUUGCAAGCAAUGGGGGCUUAAGGUGUCUUCGAAAAUGGCUGUUAUCGAUGCUCGCGUACUUCCCGCCCCUAAGUUGGCUUACCAUCCUUCCGGAAAGGAAUCAAAUUUUGCUCCUCAAUUCGGUGCCUGGCAACUUGGUCCUGGCAAAAAAAUGUUAAACGGAGCUACAUUGAAAUCAUGGUCUGUAAUCGUUUUUGCGAGUCCCCAUCAGAUUCAAAAAGAAGUAGUGGAUGUAUUUCUUCGUGAAUUGAUAAAGACCUUGGGAGAAAAUGGAAUGAAUGUAGUAAACCCUACACCUCCAAUUAUGCAUGCAAAUCCUCAAGGAAAUAUUGAAACUACAAUACGUCAAGCCCAUACAGCUGCUGGAAAUGCUGCACAUUAUAAACCUCAAUUAAUUAUAUGUGUUCUUCAGGGUCGUUCUACAUUAUAUGACGAAAUUAAAAGGAUUGAAGACACAGUCUUGGGAGUUCCCACCCAGUGCUUAAUUUCAAACAAAUUAUAUAAACCAAACAAACAAUAUUGUGGAAUGCUUGGUUUAAAGAUCAAUGUUAAACUGCAAGGAAAUAACGUGUCGUUACAACGAGAAUAUCUCCCUUUUUUUCUUGAAGCUCCGACUAUUAUCUUUGGUGCGGAUGUUACACAUCCUGGUUUCGGAGAUAAUAAUCCAAGUAUUGCUGCAGUGGUUGCGUCGUUUGAUGCCCUUGCGACAAGAUACGCCACAUCAAUAAGGUUUCAAGGUUCUCGUGUUGAGAUUAUUUCUUCACUUAAAGAAAUGGUACAGGAACUUUUGAAAGUUUUCUAUAAAGAAACUCGUAGGAAACCGGAACGAAUUUUAUUUUAUCGAGACGGAGUCAGCGAAGGACAGUUUGAAGAAGUUUUGACGUUUGAAGUUGAUGCUAUACGAAAAGCAUGCAUUACUUUAGAAGCAACCUAUAAACCCAAAAUUACAUUUGUCAUUGUUCAAAAGAGACAUCAUACCAGAUUCUUUCCUACAGACAAUAACAUAGAUAGGUCAAAGAAUUGCCUUCCAGGGACCGUCGUGGAAAAGGAAAUAACUCAUCCAUUUGAAUUUGAUUUUUGUAAGCUAAACUUAGUACCUCCAGCAUAUUAUGCACAUUUAGCCGCAUUUCGUGCCAGGCAUGUUUUUGAUAUUAAUUUAAAUAAAAAUUUGCUUCGAAAUUAUCUUACCAAGUAUCUUCUUGUUUUUAGAUGUUGGAGGAAAGUACCAAUAUUCUCUUCAGAAGGCAGUGGUGAGGACGUUGAAGACUAUACCAAUUUAAAGCCAGAAUUACAAAAAGUGAUGUUUUUCAUUUAA
Messenger RNA from Funneliformis geosporum, 2364 nucleotides. NCBI's taxonomy places the organism in Eukaryota, Fungi, Glomeromycota, Glomeromycetes, Glomerales, Glomeraceae. The record is from the annotation of a GenBank genome assembly.